GGCAAUGCUGAAGACGCACCAGAUGCGUCACACGGGCGACCGGCCCUUCAAGUACACGGAGUGCCCCAUGGGGUUCGUCACGGCCACGCUGCUCCGGGAGCACCGCGACAUCGUGCACGCGCGCCUGCGCAAGUACCGCUGCCCAGAGUGCCCCAAGACGUUCCUGCACCAGUCCUCCGUCUACGUGCACCGCGCUAUCCACACGGGGGAGAAGGCGUACGAGUGCAGCUUCUGCGGCAAGGCGUUCACGCAGGCGGGCACGCUGCACACGCACGUCAAGUUCGUGCACAUGAAGGUCAAGCCCCCGCCGAGGAAACGGAACAAACACUUGAUGGACGCCUAACAUACAUUUGUAUACAUAGUAUUGCAGAUAUCGCAGCGUGGUUUGCUCCUUUUUGUAAUAAGGCGUUCACGCAGGCGGGCACGCUGCACACGCAUGUCAAGUUCGUGCACAUGAAGGUCAAGCCCCCGCCGAGGAAACGGAACAAACACUUGAUGGACGCCUAACAUACAUUUGUAUACCUAGUAUUGCAGAUCUCGCAGCGAUAUGGUUUGCUCCUUUUUGUAAUAGUCAGGAGGGCGAAACUGUCCCUUUCGGGCAUUCUCGGCUCCGUUCGGCUCAGCAUUGCUCCGAGCAAUUGUUAGGGUUGGCACCACUUGACGUCCCUUUUGUCGACCACAGAUAAGUUGUCAACCCUAAAUAGCCGAAAGGGAUAG
This is a messenger RNA of Cydia splendana, 717 nucleotides long. RefSeq names its product zinc finger protein 726-like. Gene Ontology annotation, molecular function: RNA polymerase II cis-regulatory region sequence-specific DNA binding; DNA-binding transcription factor activity, RNA polymerase II-specific. NCBI's taxonomy places the organism in Eukaryota, Metazoa, Arthropoda, Insecta, Lepidoptera, Tortricidae. The transcript is spliced from 3 exons. Gene Ontology annotation, biological process: regulation of transcription by RNA polymerase II. The record is from RefSeq and is a predicted model, not a curated record. The coding region runs from base 5 to 343 and encodes 112 amino acids.